UUAUCUAGUCCGAUGCCCACUGAGCUUUCCCGAAGUCUCCCGGUCACUGCCCUCGCUGUCGCCGGCGACCUCCCUCCCUUGCUCGCCGCCCCUUUUAUUAGCCAUUGCCACCGCCACUGCCACCGCCUCCCUCGUCCACCGUACGCUUCUCGAAGUUAUUCGAUCGAUCUGAAGAAGAAUUGCCCAAGCUUGUUUUUCCACAAACUUAAAUCAGGAACACAAUUGAUUCUUAGCCUCUGUGUUCAUCCAUAAAAUACAAAAUAAAGCUGUUGAAGCAGUUUGCUUGGUUAGAGAUGGGCAUGUUUGCUCCUAUGGCAAAGUGGAUUCCUCAGGAUGAUCUUUUGUUGAAGAAUGCUGUUGAGGCUGGUGCUUCUCUGGAGUCAUUGGCUAAAGGUGCAGUACAAUUUUCCCGACGAUUUACCAUACAAGAAUUACAAAACCGUUGGUAUUCACUUCUUUAUGACCUCGAUGCAUCAGAAGAUGCAUCUACUCGUUUUAUCGAGAUUGAGUUUCAACUUUCUUUACCUGGACAUUCUAAAGGAAGCAGAAUAUAUGAUUCUAAAAGCAUGCAAACUUCAUUUGGAAAAAGGAAAGGCCAGAGUGUUCAGAGCGAUUAUUAUGCAAUGCGAAAGAGAGUUUGCAAUGAUCCAUGUGCUUCAGCUUCUCUUGAUUUCGUUACACAAGCUGGUCCACAUAUCAUUAAACCAUAUGCUAGUAGCCAUGAAGAUCAAUUAACUCAUGACAAUUAUCAAGUCAAUGAUCUUCCUGGAUCAACUAACUUUUAUUAUGAUGCUGAGAUCUAUGAACAUUGUAGGUCAGAUGCAGUUGUUGGUGAUGAUAAAAUUCUGAGUCAUGUUAAUGACCAUGUUGACUUUGUUGAAGAGGAAACUUCACAUGAGAAAAUCGACAUAGAUUUCUUAGAGCCCUUGUCUGAGGAUAAUUUAAGCUCAGAGAUUGGAGAACUUGGUAAUACAUGUGAUAGCUUAUGCUAUUUAUCUCCGUCACUUAAGUCACCUUAUGAGAGCAGAAAUGAGGACAAGAGGAUCGAUUCAAGUUGUCCUGGUGUGGAAUUAGAGCCAGAACUAGAUGCUGGAGCAUCAGAAACUAUUUUAGAUAAUCCCCAUAUCUCAGAAGAAGGCAUGGAAUUCCUGAAUCACCACACACACUGUCAUGAAGAUGAUAACCUUCUAAUUGGUAUGGAUAUGUACAAUGAAGUGAAGCCUUCUUUUGUAAACAUAGACUCAAUUUUCUCUAGUACUUAUUGUGGUGCAAAUGAAGCUGUUAUGCCCAAUUCUGAUCAGCAUACUGCAACAGAGGUUUCAAAAACAUUACUUACUGAUAUUGCAACUGGCAAUGCUUGUAAUGUAACUAAUGCCAGUUCCUCUCCUUCAGAAGUCCUUUUGCCAUCAAAUUUUCCAGAGUCAAGUUCUACGACCUGUUUUUUAAACACAGAAGAUCAGGAAAUUCCGUGCAAUGAUCACGUUUUGCUUCCAUUGUUUUGUUCCUCAAAACAUGAAGGAAAGGAUGACUUUUCUUCUGCAAAGGGUUUUCCACUGGGCAGAGACAGAUCUGUAGGAUUGAUGACUUCCAGAAAGCAAGAACAGGUUAAGCAUUUAUUUCAAACAUGUAAUCACGACAAGAUGGAUCGUUGGUCACUUCGAGAUUCAACUUCUUAUAAUGUGCCACAAGGUGUGCUUCCAUCACAUGCAGAGAAAAUUUCCCAGCAAUUGUUACUGCCUGUUCCAUUGAAAAAAUCCCCAACAGACGAUAAAGAGGAGAGUUUUCUAGACAGUGGAUUUGACAUACCUAGAUUUGCUGAGAUCGAAGCUAUGAUUCUUGAUAUGGACUUGGAUUUAUACGAUCAGGGAUCUUGUUCCUUUACUAAGGAAGCUGCAAGAUACCAAUCAGACGUGGGUAAGAAGGCAAUCAUAAGGCUCGAACUGGGUGCUAGAUCAUUCAUAAAUAGAGCAAUUUCUUCUCGUGGCGCUUUAGCAGUUCUCUACGGUCGUCAUUUGAAAUAUUUCAUGAGAAAGACAAAGGUUUCAAUGGGAAGAGCAACUCAAGAGACAAAAGUUGACAUUGACUUGGGACGAGAAGGACGUGCCAAUAAAAUAUCUCGAUUCCAGGCAACAAUUAAGAUGCGUAAAGAUGGAUCAUUUGUUCUCAAGAACUUUGGCAAGCAUUCGAUAUUCGUCAAUGGCAAGGAAGUGGCAACCAAAAGUUGGAUACACCUAAAAUCUGAAUCCUUGGUUGAGGUUAUGUCUAUGCCACUCAUGUUCGAGGUGAACGAGACUGCAGUGAGGCGAUACGUAGCGAAGUCACAUGACUAGAGGAGGGCAUGCCAGUAGAAUCCAGAUAAAUAUUGUGUAAAUAAUAUUAUUAUUUGCUUUGGUGGAUGCCAUGUAUGCGUAUUUAGACGGCGACAUCUACUCACUGUGUAUAUGUAAAUUGCAUACCAAUGCUACUAAUUACAAAACGAAAUCCAGAAACAUUAAAAAAAUUUAUUUAAAAUUUAACAAAGAAAUGGAACUA
This is a messenger RNA of Zingiber officinale, 2532 nucleotides long. RefSeq lists its product as uncharacterized. The transcript has 9 exons. Gene Ontology annotation, molecular function: G-quadruplex RNA binding; protein binding. Gene Ontology annotation, biological process: positive regulation of transcription by RNA polymerase II. The record is from RefSeq and is a predicted model, not a curated record. Gene Ontology annotation, cellular component: Ino80 complex; NSL complex; MLL1 complex. Bases 294 to 2330 code for a protein of 678 amino acids. Lineage: Eukaryota; Viridiplantae; Streptophyta; Magnoliopsida; Zingiberales; Zingiberaceae.